AUGGGCAGCAAUAAGGCGCCUCCCAAUUAUUAUAAGAUCCUAGAGAUCCCCGAAACCGCGACCACCCAACAUAUCCGCGAUGCCUAUAAGAAAGCGGCUCUCAGGUCCCACCCCGACAGAGUCCCCGCCGAUUCCCCCGAGCGCGCUGCGCGAACGCGCAAGUUCCAGCUCGUAAACGAUGCUUACUACACACUAUCGGACGCUUCGAGGCGGCGCCAGUACGACGCGCAGCGGGGAUUAUUCGGCGUUGGUGGCAGCAGCGCCGGAGGACGCAGCAGCGCUGGCGGCAGCUCGGAAGCCGGCGGGACCUCCUACACAGACCCUUUCGAAGGCGUAGACGACCCGGAGGAAUCCGUGCCGCCCGACCAGGGCGGCGGGGGGACGCAGAGCACAUACUCGUGGGCCUGGAACUUCUUCACGGGCCAAGGAGGCAACACCCCGGGAGCGCAGCAAUCGCGACAGCGGGCCGAGGAUGCGCAGUUCGAGGACGUGUUCGAGGAAAUGCUGCGGGAAGAGGGGAUGGCUGAGCCGGACGGCACCAACCGCCCGACGCCCAGGUUUUGGAGCAUACUGGGCGCGGCCAGCGGCAGCGUGCUCGGGUUCAUCGUCGCGAACGUGCCGGGGGCGAUGGCCGGCGCCGUCGCGGGAAACCGGCUUGGCGCGGUGAGGGACGCGAGGGGGAAGAGCGUGUAUGCUGUCUUCCAGGACCUGCCGCAGGACGACCGCGCUCGGCUGCUUGCGCGGCUGGCUACGAGGGUGUUCAGCCAGGCCGUCGGAGUGUAG
Durotheca rogersii is the source of this 783-nucleotide messenger RNA. Its product is annotated as DnaJ-domain-containing protein. The record is from RefSeq and is a predicted model, not a curated record. The transcript has 3 exons. Bases 1 to 783 code for a protein of 260 amino acids. NCBI's taxonomy places the organism in Eukaryota, Fungi, Ascomycota, Sordariomycetes, Xylariales, Xylariaceae.